Messenger RNA from Fusarium poae, 1143 nucleotides. RefSeq lists its product as uncharacterized. The record is from RefSeq and is a predicted model, not a curated record. The transcript has a single exon. NCBI's taxonomy places the organism in Eukaryota, Fungi, Ascomycota, Sordariomycetes, Hypocreales, Nectriaceae. Bases 1 to 1143 code for a protein of 380 amino acids.
AUGACGCCUAAUAUCCAAACACUAUCUAUUCCUUCAGCUACAGUGCAAUCGCACGCCUCAAAUCUUUUGCAACUCCCAGACAAGACUGUACUUUGUACCUGGUUUGGUGGCUCUCAAGAGGGUCUUCCAGAUAUCUGCAUCUGGCUUUCUCGACUCGAGCCGGGGUCUUCUUCCUGGAGUACCCCGCAGAAGGUGUCUUCUGAUGAAAACAGGAGUUGUCAAAACCCUGUCUUAUUUAGAGCACCGCAUAACGGACAACUAUGGUUACUACACACUUCUCAAGAUGCUGGUAACCAAGAUGGAGCUUAUAUACUUAAGCGGACAUCGUCAGAUGAGGGUAAAACAUGGUCCGAGGCUAGUCGUUUGCUUCAAGAUGCGACGGGUAUCUUUAUUAGACAACCCGUUGUUAUCAACAGCGAAGGUGCUUGGAUUCUGCCAGUCUUUUAUUGUCGCGCAGAGUCUGGACAUAGAUGGAUCGGAAGUGAUGAUAUUUCCGGCGUUCUCUAUUCUCAGGAUAACGGAACUACAUGGAAAGAGAAGCAAGCGCCUGAUAGCGUUGGGUCUGUUCACAUGAACAUCAUCCCACCUGCCUCGGGGCAAUCAACAUGGGUUGCUUUCUACCGCAGCAGAUGGGCAGACAACGUCUACCGCUCAACAUCCCAGAACGGAAUAGACUGGGAGGAACCGAAAGCAACCUCUCUUCCCAAUCCCAAUAGUGGCAUCUGUGCUGCACGUCUCUCCUCAGGUCAUGUUGCACUCGUGUUUAACAGAUCUAGCGCAUCCGUAGAUACGCUCAAACGCAAGGGUCUCUAUGAUGAUAUCACUCCUGAAGACGACAAGCGGCCCAACCAGGUUACCAAGUCGGGCAAAGAUGCGAUUUGGGGAACCCCCAGAAAGACAUUGACACUUGGGGUAUCACAGGAUGAGGGGUUGAUUUGGAGGGAGCGUGUGCUCGAGGAUGGUGACGGUUUCUGUGGAACAAAUAGUUCUUCGGGACAGGAGAACAGGGAAUUGAGUUAUCCCAGUAUUUACAUUGAGAAGAAGGGCGAUACGGAUGUAGCUCAUGUGGCGUAUACGUGGCAUCGACAGCACAUCAAAUAUGUUCGGAUAGACGACGUCGAUGGAUGGGUUCAGUCCAAGUAA